GGCGGUGCGGCGUCGGGGAGCGCGGAGCGGCCCGGGGAGCAUGGGGAGGGCGGCGGCAGGCACCGUGGCCCUAUUAUGGGGCGGCCUCCUGCUCGCUGCCAGCUUCGCCCUAGAGCCGGCACCCGACGGCUGCAACUGCACCCACCCCGUGGACUUCCAGGCGUUCCUCACAGCUCCGCUCAACGAGAGCUGCUGCCUCAACUUCACCGGAUCCAACGUCACCCACCUGGACUGGGGAGCUCUGGUGGCCGUGCGGGGGCUGCGCCAGCUCUACCUCUCACACUGCGGCAUCACGGCCAUCAGCAAUGCCCAGGGAGUCCCCCCGGCCUUGGAGGUCUUGCACUUAAGUCACAACCUGUUGGAGAGCCUUCCCAGAGGCUUUCUGGAAGAUGCCCCUAAUUUGAAGGUCCUCUAUCUGGAUGGGAACCAGCUCCGGGAGCUGCCCGCGUCCUUCCUGAAAGCCUCCACCCAGCUCCAGGAGCUCCACCUGGGGUUCAACGCACUGACCUCCCUCCCCCCCAGCCUCCUGCAUCCAUCCCUGCUGCAGCUGCAGCUCUCCAACAACAGCUGGGAGUGCAGCUGUGCUCUGCUGGGUGCUCUGCAGGGCAUCCCCAGCCUUCCUGCCCCUCUCACCUGCCAUACGCCGGAGCGGCACCGUGGUGCGGAGCUGCAGAGCAUCCCACGGGACGAGCUGUGCCAACAGCACCGCAGCCUCACCGCCCUCUUCGUCUGCCUGCCUCCCCUCCUCAUCCUCGCAGCCAUCACCUGCUGCUUCUGCAGGAGGAAGAGGAAAACCAACUACAGCCUUGGGAGCAGCCACACCGCCCCAGCAGAGAGGGGCAACGUGCCCACGUGCCCCGAGCCGCACCGCUACGUCCCCUAUGAGCCAACCACUGCCCCCUCCAAGAGCGAGGGGAAGGUGCUGCGGGGCAGCCGGGUGCUGCUGCAGCCCCCCGAGGAGAGCAGCAGGGACCUCUAUGAGGAGGUGGAGAUCCAGGUGGGAUCCCAUGUUCCAACCUACGAUGGGCGGCGGGACAGCCCUGAGACAGAGGGGGACACAGUGAGUGUCACCGAUGUGCUGAAGGACUCCGCUGACCGGGAGAAGAUCUACAUGAACCAAUCGACCGACUAUUACAACCUGGUGCCCGGCAUUGAGCUGGAGGACUCGGACAACCUGGAGUAUGAGAACAUCGAGCUGCACUGAUGGGUGGCCGGGCUGGGAUUUGGGAUCUGGCUGGGACAUACUGGUGGCUGUGGGUGGGGGAUGCACAGACCAAAAUGCCAUUCCUUGCACUGGCUGUUUGCAGAGCUGCACCCCCAAAUUGCCACCCCUUCUGCUGCACUCCCCUACAUGUGCUGCGUGCUUGCACUGGGCAGGGCACAGGGGGUUUGCUGUGGGCUGAUGGUGUACAGGGACACCAGGCACCCAGGGAGAGGAGGUGGGGCUGUCCCAUCUGUACAACAGCGCUGUGUGCACCAGACCCUCUGAGCAGGACCUCUGUCCUCUCUGCAUCCAGCUGCAUCCAGUGCAGCCCCGCUGCUUCCCAGCCCACAGAUAAUGGGGUAUGGGGACAAGAAAUGAGAUCUACCCCAUAUGGGCAGCCUGGAGCAGCCCUGCCGGCUCCCCCAGCACACCCCACUGUGCCCACUGCAUUGCACGUGUGUACACAUGCAUGUGUGAGCACCGGGCACAGGUGGGCUCGACUGGGGCCACGUCAGCAAAGUGCUCAUGGGGUGCAGCCUUCCCUGCCCUGGAGCAGCCAACAGAAAAUAAAUCAUUGUACUCCUGGCA
This is a messenger RNA of Gallus gallus (chicken), 1792 nucleotides long. Its product is annotated as SLIT and NTRK-like protein 4-like. Gene Ontology annotation, cellular component: extracellular matrix. The transcript has 2 exons. Gene Ontology annotation, molecular function: protein binding. Bases 41 to 1204 code for a protein of 387 amino acids. The record is from RefSeq and is a predicted model, not a curated record. NCBI's taxonomy places the organism in Eukaryota, Metazoa, Chordata, Aves, Galliformes, Phasianidae.